This is a messenger RNA of Microthlaspi erraticum, 531 nucleotides long. NCBI's taxonomy places the organism in Eukaryota, Viridiplantae, Streptophyta, Magnoliopsida, Brassicales, Brassicaceae. The record is from the annotation of a GenBank genome assembly.
AUGGAGCGUCUCCGACGGUCUCGUCGAGAAUCGGUCGAGGCGGCUGUGACUCAGGUCUUCGACUCGGUGAAUGACUGGUAUGCUCCUCGCCUCCAUCGCUUGUCGGAGUUCGUCGCGCAGCGGGACAUGGUUGAAGCCGCUGUGGGGAGGAGGCAAGUCGACGAAGCUCUCCUCGACUUCGUGAAGAAGAUCCGGGGAGUGGAUCUGAACUUCGACGCGAUGGAGGAGAAGCUCGCGGCUAAGCUGGCGAAGAGUAUCGCGGAUGGGGAUGCGAUUGACGAAGUUGUUAUCGAUGAUGAUGACUUCGCUCCGCCUAACAGCCUUAAACGGCUGGUGCUGCCGGGAUCUCCUUCUCGUCGAGAUGGGAUGGUGCUGAUCCGGCGACGAGCUCUAGAAACUCGAUUUAUGCUUCCGACUUCAAAGCUUCGUGCGGGUGACGAGGUAGCGGUUUUUCGCUCGUCCGACGAACUGAGAGCCGUGCGAGGUGCGUGCUCUCGGCUUAAUGAAUGGGUGAUCAGUCCAUGUUUUUAG